Mycena citricolor is the source of this 612-nucleotide messenger RNA. The record is from the annotation of a GenBank genome assembly. NCBI's taxonomy places the organism in Eukaryota, Fungi, Basidiomycota, Agaricomycetes, Agaricales, Mycenaceae.
UAUAGUUCCCGGCCUCCAUACGACACGGCGAGUACGAUCUCGAGCCUGUUUGACUUUGCGACGCAGGAUGCGGCAUUCGUCAGCUGGGUGGCGGACUUCAUCAUGCGAUUGGGCUCUCUCGCGCCGGGAGGCGAGGAGAAUUGGUACUCUAACGUGCGGUGCCGACUCCUUGAAGGGUUCGAGCAUUAUUGGAAGCCCAGGGGACGGUGGAUGAAAGAUUGCAAAGGCGCUAUCACAGACUCGAUGCUGGAGAGUGUGUUUCAGCGGAACAGGGGGAUCAAUCUCGCCCGACUCCUUGGGCUACUAUUCUGUCUCAGCGACGUCACAGGGAUAAUCGUGAUUACCCCAGCGGACCUCGGCGAGUCCCUGGAAGUACUUGUGCACGCGAACCCGCACCUGCUUCGCCUCGUUGCGAUGCACGAGAUGAUCUUCAACGCGGGGACGCGCAUCCGAGAGUGGGCGGAGCCACGGCGCGCGAUCAUGGGUGUCGGGGGUCUAGAUUCUUUUGUCCCGUCGGAGGUCAGGAAGAGGAAGCGGUUGUUGUGGGGGUGGGAUUCAGUGUCCCAAGAUUUCGUACUUGGAAUGUUCCGGAUGUUGGAGGAGGGUGAAUGA